Molecule: messenger RNA, 2155 nt
Organism: Mytilus trossulus (common blue mussel)
Lineage: Eukaryota; Metazoa; Mollusca; Bivalvia; Mytilida; Mytilidae
Product: semaphorin-5A-like
Exons: 7
Coding region: 26-1672 (548 amino acids)
Source: RefSeq, a predicted model, not a curated record
AGCAUAUAAUCCUCUGAAUUGCUCUAUGUGUAUGAUGAAAGAAUUCAAGGAUUUUCUUCAAAGGAAUAAUGACUUCGGAAAUUCCGGUGCAAGGUGCGAAGGUGAAGUCAACCUAUUAAUUGAUCAGAGCUUCGCCAACUGCAAAGUUAAUGGUGGAUGGACAGAAUGGUCAGUCUGGAGUGAUUGUCCGGAUACUUGUGGUGAUGAGGACCUUACUAGGACUAGAUCCUGCACAAAUCCUCCUCCAGAUAACAACGGAACAGUUUGUCAAGGGCACACCUUGGAAACAAUUUCAUGUACUACAGCAAAAUGUCCAGUUAAUGGGGGAUGGACAGAAUGGUCAGUCUGGAGUGAUUGUCCAGAAACUUGCGGUGAUGAAUACCUGACAAGGACUAGAUCCUGCACAAAUCCUUCUCCCGAAAAUAACGGGACAGAUUGUCAAGGAAGCAACACGGAAACACUUUUAUGCUCUACAGCACAAUGUCCAGUGAAUGGUGGAUGGACCGAAUGGUCAGUCUGGAGUGAUUGUCCAGAAACCUGUAGUGACGAAGACCUAAUCAGGACUAGAUCAUGUUCAAAUCCUUCUCCAGACAAUAACGGAACAGCUUGUCAAGGAAACACCACGGAAACAAUUUUAUGUUCUACAGCAAAAUGUCCAGUUAAUGGGAAAUGGACAGCAUGGUCAGUCUGGAGUGAUUGUCCAGAAACUUGCGGGGAUGAAGACCUUAUUAGGACUAGAUCAUGUACAAAUCCUUCUCCAGGAAAUAACGGAACAGUUUGUCAAGGAAACACCACGGAAACAAUUUCAUGUCACACUGCAAAUUGUCCAGAUUCAUUUUCACCGCCAGAAACAGAAUGUACAACAGGUAUAAUGAAUGCAGUAGUUAUCAUUCUUGUUUCGUGUGGGGCCGGCAUUUUACCCUUUUUUUGUAUCGUUUACUGUUGUGCACACAAAAAAGGUAAAAGGGCAAACAUCAACCGAAAUGUAAAUUACCAUGGAAAUCACGCUGACCGAGACGAAGAAAUCAGCCAGAAUGUGUUAACAGAAAAGGAGAGUGAUGAAGAAUAUGCAGAAAUCGAUGAACUAGAGGUGUCAGAUUUAAUUGUAUCACCUUUGGAACAACGAUAUUUUACUGAUAGUGAUAGCUCAAGUGAUAAUGAGUCAGAUGAGAUAAAGCUAUCAAGCUUUGCUAAUUCACAUCCUACAUUGCUACACCGAGACGAAGAAAUCAGCCAGAAUGUGUUAACAGGAAAGGAGAGUGAUGAAGAAUGUGCAGAAAUCGAUGAACUAGAGGUGUCAGAUUUAAUUGUAUCACCUUUGGAACAACGAUAUUUUACUGAUAGUGAUAGCUCAAGUGAGAAUACGUCAGAUGAGAUAAAGCUAUCAAGCUUUGCUAAUUCACAUCCUACAUUGCUACACCGAGACGAAGAAAUCAGCCAUAAUGUGUUAACAGAAAAGGAGAGUGAUGAAGAAUGUGCAGAAAUCGAUGAACUAGAGGUGUCAGAUUUAAUUGUAUCACCUUUGGAACAACGAUAUUUUACUGAUAGUGAUAGCUCAAGUGAGAAUGCGUCAGAUGAGAUAAAGCUAUCAAGCUUUUGUAAUUCACAUCCUACAUUGCUACAUGCACCGCAGCAGUCCGGAAACGUGCAGGGGGAUUCAGAUGCAUGUUAAAUUCCCGCUGAAGAGCGUGCUUUAUGACAUGGCAUUUCUUAAAUACACUUUUGAUCGAUAUUUAGGAAGUAUUAAGGUGGUAGACCUAGGUUAAGGGAAAUAACUCUUAAAAUCAUCAGAACGUUUGUGUCAGCCAUUUUCAUAAAUAUGUUCUAAGCUUCUAGGAUACAUAGAUUAUUUUCAAUCUGUUUCAGGUAAAUGCUUAAAAUACAUUAAUAAAACUUGACUAUUACAAACGCAUCACUGAAUUAAAGAGUUAUCUCCCUGGACCAAGGUCUACCUCCUUAAGAAACUAAUGUACAAACUCCAUCAAGCAAAGUUGACCUUAGAUGGAGUUUACUAUUACUUUUAUAUCCCUUUUUUUAACAGAAACCUUAAUAUUUUGCUAUUCUAAUUUUGAAAAUGUUUAAACAAAUAUUGAAACUUGUCACAAGCAUUUUGUAGAGUAAAAUACAAAAGAAAUUAAAACAUAAAAAUACAUUU